GUUCUCUGCCUCCAUUCCCUCCAUUCCCUCCAUUUCCCUACUUUCAUCUUUUCCAUUUCUGCCAAACAGAGAAUUCACUGUAACCAAAACAGAGGCAAAAACAGCUACAAAUAUGGCCUCUUUCCGGCGAUUCCUCUCCCUCUAUGCAUUACUGCUUUUAGCCCUGUUUGUUACCGUAAAAGCCGCCCGGCAUCAAACCCAGCUGAAAUCGAGGACUCUGGAAAGAGAGCACUUGCAGAGCUUAAAGAACUCAUCAAUGGCGGAGAUGUCAGAUGAAGAAUGGUUAGAUAAACACACAUUCGACGAUCCAGAGGAAGUCGUUAAAAUGUCAAAAGAGUCCUUUACCGCCCAGAUUUCAGUCAAAAAGAUCAAAAUUCAGAGUCUGAAUUCCAAAUUUUUGAGGAGUAUAAAAAACAGUACAGAAAGAAGAAAAUUGGGAUAUUUCUCAUGUGGGACAGGCAAUCCGAUUGAUGAUUGCUGGCGGUGUGACCGCCGGUGGUAUCUCCGGCGAAAGCGUCUUGCUGAUUGUGCAAUUGGCUUUGGACGUAAUGCCGUGGGCGGUCGUGAUGGACGGUACUACGUGGUAAGUGACCCCAGUGACAAUGACCCGGUGAAUCCCAAACCGGGCACCAUCCGCCAUGCCGUUCUCCAGGAUAGGCCUCUGUGGAUCGUCUUCAAACGUGACAUGGUGAUUAAACUCAAGGAGGAGCUGAUUAUGAACAGCUUCAAGACGAUCGAUGGCCGCGGUGCCAACGUUCACAUUCCUUAUGGGGGGCAAAUCACGAUUCAGUACGUGACUAACAUUAUCAUUCACAGUGUCCAUAUUCAUGACCAUAAGCCCACGGGGAACACCUUGGUCCGUAGCUCUCCAAGUCACUACGGAUGGAGGGCGAUGGCUGAUGGUGAUGGCAUUUCCAUUUUUGGUGCAAGCCACAUUUGGAUUGAUCACAAUACACUCUCUAAUUGUGCGGAUGGGCUUAUUGAUGCUGUUAUGGGUUCUACUGCAAUUACCAUUUCCAACAAUUACUUCACCCAUCACAAUGAGGUUAUGCUAUUAGGACACAGUGAUUCUUACACAAGAGAUAAGGUGAUGCAAGUGACCAUAGCCUAUAACCAUUUUGGUGAGGGUCUUAUCCAGAGAAUGCCAAGGUGUAGGCAUGGCUAUUUCCAUGUAGUGAACAAUGACUAUACUCACUGGGAGAUGUAUGCCAUUGGUGGAAGUGCUAAUCCCACAAUUAACAGUCAGGGCAAUAGAUAUCUUGCCCCUGCCAAUCCUUUUGCCAAGGAGGUUACAAAAAGAGUCGACACAUCAGCUGAUCAAUGGAUACAUUGGAAUUGGAGGUCAGAUGGAGACCUGAUGCUGAACGGAGCCUUCUUCACCUCAUCAGGUAGAGGGGCUGCAGCCAGCUAUGCCAGAGCCUCCAGCCUGGGAGCCAAAUCCUCUUCCAUGGUUGGCACUAUUACUUCAGAUUGUGGUGCCCUGUCUUGUACCUACGGCCGGUUAUGUUAAUUCUCAAAAUCUCCCUUCCAACAACAAAAAACAAGAAAUCCAGGAACGGAAAAACACCUCAUUUUUCUUCCCGUUUCCAUUUUUCUUCCUAGAGUUUGCUUACAUUCUGUUCAAAUUCUUCGCCUCCUAUUCCUAUAUGCCAAUAUUUGACAGGUGUACAAAAUUUUUACAAUCAUCAUCCUCACAUACGUUAAUUCACUUGUCAUAAUGCUCCAUUGAUCGACCUCGGCUGCCUUUAGGCGCUGUAGAGUUGUUCACUGUUUUCUCUGUAAUUAAAUGGAUUUGCCUUUA
Molecule: messenger RNA, 1801 nt
Organism: Rubroshorea leprosula
Lineage: Eukaryota; Viridiplantae; Streptophyta; Magnoliopsida; Malvales; Dipterocarpaceae
Source: the annotation of a GenBank genome assembly